CCGUCCACCAUUUCAAAAAAAAACUUUCAUUGACUUUAUAACCAUAGGGUUUGAAUCUCCCUGACCGCCCUCUUCGUUUUUGAAUUUGGCUUCACUCUGAUCUCUCUCUCUCUCUCUCUCUCGAUUGCGUCUUCUCUCUCGGAUCUGCUUGUGCUUGAGGUCUGAUCGAUUGCCAGGUCGAGGUUUUGAACAUCUUCAUCUUGUUCAUCUGCAUUUCUUUGUUAGUGAAGUAGGCGAAGAAGUUUCUAUAAGUUUGAAUUGUGUCUGACGAAUUCCAUCCUAUAUGUUCGGUUUCUGCAGUCCAUCGGAUUUUCGAAUGAAAACUAACUGCUGGCUCUUCUUAGGAAGAGUAGAAUGAUUUGGAGGAAAUAUUCGGGCGAGAGUUGCAGUGGAGUUGGAGUUAGGCUAGGCAGCUUUAACUGCCUGAGGAAAAACUAUGGAAAGUGAUCCUCCGGUUUGUACUCGUUCCGAUGUGCCUGGCGACAGUGGUCGGAGUAUUCAAGCUCUGCACAGCCGAAGGACAAGCGGCCCUACAAGACGUUCCACCAAAGGCCAAUGGACAGCUGAAGAGGAUGAAAUCUUGCGGAAGGCUGUCCAACGUUUCAAAGGCAAGAACUGGAAGAAAAUUGCGGAAUGCUUCAAGGAUCGAACUGAUGUGCAAUGUCUACAUAGAUGGCAGAAGGUUUUGAAUCCAGAACUUGUCAAAGGUCCAUGGUCUAAAGAGGAAGAUGAAACAAUUGUUGAAUUGGUGCAAAAGUAUGGACCUAAGAAAUGGUCCACCAUAGCACAACACUUACCUGGACGUAUUGGUAAGCAAUGUAGGGAAAGGUGGCACAAUCACCUAAAUCCAGCCAUAAACAAGGAGGCGUGGACACAGGAAGAGGAGUUGGCACUCAUUCGUGCUCAUCAAAUAUAUGGAAAUAGAUGGGCAGAGCUAACGAAAUUCUUGCCUGGCAGGACAGACAAUGCUAUAAAGAACCACUGGAAUAGUUCUGUGAAAAAGAAGUUGGAUUCUUACUUGGCCUCCGGUUUACUUGAACAGUAUCAACCCCUGCAUCAUCAUGCACUGCAAUCAAGCCUACCCAUUCUUUCAUCUUCAAGGGUGCAGAGCAGUAUAGAUGAUAGCUGUCUCAGAGGGACAGAAACAGAGGACAUAUCUGAAGUCACUCAAACUUCAGCUACUGUUCCACGCACGAAAGAGGAAUGCCAAUUGGCUGAAGAUGUUCUUAUAAAAGAGGAAACAAACUCGACACCACAUUGUCUAGAGCAAUAUCAUGGUUCUUUGGAUGACAUCACGUUUUCGAUUCCUGAAAUGCUCCGUGAAUUGGGUUGCUAUGCGAAACCACCUAACCAAAAUUUGUCACAGGAUUGCAGAACUUCAUCAACUGGAGAUAACCAAUAUAAUUUGUACGAGUUGCCAAAUAUUUCUUCACUGGAAUUAGGUCAAGAGUUGCCACAGUUUCAAGCAAUUGGAUCUCAGGAAGCAGAGAAUAUAUCCCAUCAAACUUCUGCUGGAUUGAGCGCAUCUACUGUCGAAAAUAUGGACAGGGCUUCAGAUAAACCUGAACAUAUGCUGAUAUCUGAUUAUGAAUGUUGCAGGGUCCUUUUUUCAGAUGCAAUAAACAAUGAAUCUUUUCUUUCAGAAAGUACAACGGAUGCCCGAGACAUGGUUGAACCGAGUGGAUAUGCACAUCCUUUGCAGUGUCGAUCAUCAUGCACCGAAAUGCCAGAAAGUAAUAGAAACUUAUCAUUGCAAUCAGAGGUUCUGGAUAACUCAUGCUCUGAACGUUUUCUAGCUCCUCUCUUGGUUUCUGCUCAUGAUGAUACUUAUGUAUAUACCAGUGAAACCAGUCAUUUAUUUGAAUCUCUCGAACAAGAGCUUGUAGGUGAUGGACAAAAUGGCUUUAUCUACACCAAUGAAUCUGCCAACUCUCCUCCGAACGACGGUUUAAAGAACACAGAACUCCAUAAGCAGCAGGGUUCAAAGGAUUCAUCAAAGCUUGUUCCUGUAAAUACUUUUAGUUCAGAACCAAAAACUGCAGAAAGUUUUCCUUCAUUUAGUGGAAGAGAGAAUACUCAUUCAGAUCAACAGGACCUUAGAGCUCUUUGUUAUGAGCCUCCUCGGUUUCCAAGCCUGGAUGUUCCAUUCCUUAGCUGUGAUCUUGCACCAUCCGCCAGUGAUAUGCAGCAAGAAUAUAGUCCACUUGGUAUUCGUCAACUUAUGAUGUCUUCUAUGAACUGUCUUACGCCAUUUAAGCCAUGGAACUCACCGUCCCGUGAUGAUAGUCCCAUUGCUGUGCUGAAAAGUGCUGCUAAAACAUUCACUAAUACUCCAUCAAUUUUGAAGAAACGCCAUAGAGAGCUCUUAUCUCCUCUAUCCGAGAAACGAUGCGACAAAAAGCAAGAAAUUGAUGUUGGCAUUAGUAGAACAUCGCAGAGUAACCCAAUCAAUUCUAGAAACUCUGAAGACAAGGAAAAUAUCAGUCCAGAUAGCUGCAGUUUCCAGGAGAACAAAAUGCAAGAACUGGUUGGCCAAAUAGUCCAACAGCCUUCACGUAUUCUUGUUGAAUGUGAUUCAAAUGACGAAAUUUCUGAAAUUCCGUGUAGUAGAACCUCAACAGCUUUACAAGAUCAAGAGUUCCCGAAAUUCUCUAACGACCAUUGUGCAGUUGCAAACUGUUCUGUUGCCGGAACGAGCCACGGAAGCCGUCCUCCAACCGCAACGGUGCCCCCUGAGGUUAUUGGUGAUAAUGCCUCGAAGGAGUCCUCUAUUGAACCCGCAACCAUAUUCGGUGGAACUCCAUUCAAUAGGAGCAUUGAAUCUCCUUCAGCAUGGAAGUCUCCCUGGUUCAUCAACUCUUUUCUAUUUGGUUCAAGAAUGGACACUGAUGUACCAAUGGAGGAAGUUGGAUACUUGAUGAGCCCAGGCGAUAGGAGCUACGAUGCAAUUGGGCUAAUGAAACAGGUAGGCGAGCACACUGCCGCUGCGUGUGCGAAUGCUCAGGAGGUUCUGGGAAAUGAAACGCCACAAUCCUUAUUGAAAGGAAGACGUGGGAAAUAUGAGAACCAGAACAAGGAAAAGAGUCAUUUAAGCAACUCACUACAAGGGGUCCGUUCCACUUUGACGCUGGAUAUUAUGACGGAGCGACGGAUUCUGGACUUCAGCGAAUGUGGGACACCUGGCAAAGCGACAGAAAACGGAAAAUCCUCUACGGCAACGGCUAGGAGCUUCUCGAGCCCCUCUUCUUACUUACUAAAGGGCUGCAGAUAGAAAUUUCAAAAGGCUUAUUUAUUCCAUCAAAUGUAUGUUGUUGUUUAUGAUUUGUGUUUGUAUGUGUCUUUUAAACGGGGAAAGGACAAACAUAUUGUAUUCUUUAUUACAUAACAUAGAUAAAAAUAUAUGUUUACAAUUCAGCGAA
Molecule: messenger RNA, 3419 nt
Organism: Cucurbita moschata (crookneck pumpkin)
Lineage: Eukaryota; Viridiplantae; Streptophyta; Magnoliopsida; Cucurbitales; Cucurbitaceae
Product: transcription factor MYB3R-1
Exons: 12
Coding region: 437-3271 (944 amino acids)
Biological process (GO): regulation of DNA-templated transcription
Cellular component (GO): nucleus
Molecular function (GO): DNA-binding transcription factor activity, RNA polymerase II-specific; RNA polymerase II cis-regulatory region sequence-specific DNA binding
Source: RefSeq, a predicted model, not a curated record